This is a messenger RNA of Ixodes scapularis (black-legged tick), 1260 nucleotides long. RefSeq names its product regulator of telomere elongation helicase 1 homolog. The transcript is spliced from 3 exons. Bases 1 to 1260 code for a protein of 419 amino acids. Gene Ontology annotation, cellular component: nucleus. Gene Ontology annotation, molecular function: DNA binding; ATP binding; DNA helicase activity. NCBI's taxonomy places the organism in Eukaryota, Metazoa, Arthropoda, Arachnida, Ixodida, Ixodidae. The record is from RefSeq and is a predicted model, not a curated record. Gene Ontology annotation, biological process: double-strand break repair involved in meiotic recombination; nucleotide-excision repair.
AUGGAAGAGGCGCCCCGCUACAGGCUCGUACUACCGGGCGACCGGAUACCUUACCCCGUACAAGUGGACGUCUUUGAAACAAUGUUGCGCGGAUUCGGAGAAAAAGCCAACGUCAUGAUAGAAGCUCCUACCGGAUCGGGCAAGACAAUGGCCAUGCUCGGAGCCGUUCGCGAAUGGAUAACGACACGACCCAGCGGCAAAAUCUACCUCUGCUCUAGAACGCACCAACAGCUCGACCAAAUGUUAGCGGUGGCCAAGGCGUUCAUCGGAGACGCCGCGCACAUUUCUCGUCUCGUCGGCAAGGACCGAGUCUGCCUCUUGGAACGGGAAGUCCACAGCGGUAACGUGCCCCAACUCUGCAGUCAACACAGGGCCUCGUCGACGUGCCGAUUCUACCGCAAUUGGAAAGAGCAGCAUGGACCAGAGGCGCGUUUGCCCGACGUUAGGGACAUCGAGGACUUGGUGGAGAGUUGUGCUGCAAACGAUAUCUGCCCCUACUACGUCAACGAACAGUACUACGUAGCCAGGUCGAAAAUAGUGCUGGGUCCCUACAACUACUUGAUCGAUCCCUUCGUCCGUGUCCCCAAGGAACACGUCGCGUCCAAGCGUCACGUCUUUGUCCGUAGGAUCUCGCAUUCGCUCAAGGGUGACAAAGAGUUUUACAUGAAUUACAGCGCAUGCCAGAACGAAGAGCUACUCAAGGCCGUAGGUUCCGUCGUCUACGAGUCGACCAAGAUCCUGAAGAAAAAUGUCGGCGAAACAAAGGCUGGCGUCCUGUGCUUCUUCCCUUCUUACAAGCUACUUCAGACCUGUCCAGACGUGUGGCGCAAAGUGCCUCUAUGGCCCAAGUUGGUCAAGGUGGUCGGCGGGCAUCUGUUUCUGGAAGAUUCUGAAAACUCGGACCUCUUGUUCGAUAGGUACAAGACUGCGUUGAUUGACGGAGAGCCCGGCACGGUGGCCCUGUUUCUAGUCGUGCACAGAGGCAAAAUGAGCGAAGGCGUCGACUUCUCCGAUUCGCUGGCUCGACUCGUCGUAUCCGUGGGGUUACCCUAUCCGUCGUAUCACAGUCCGGACGUAAAGGUCAAGGUCGAGUUUAACCGCAGCAGGGGCGGAGACGGGGACGAAUGGUAUAAAACGCAGGCGAUGCGAGCGGUUAACCAGUCCGUGGGACGCUGCGUCUGCGAAGACGAGUCGUCCACCUUCAAAGACACGAAGAAAUCUUUGCUCGAGAUAAACUCGUUUUUGAACGGUCGUCUAUGA